Messenger RNA from Clupea harengus (Atlantic herring), 3397 nucleotides. It is a transcript of the gene pak1, whose product is annotated as p21 protein (Cdc42/Rac)-activated kinase 1. NCBI's taxonomy places the organism in Eukaryota, Metazoa, Chordata, Actinopteri, Clupeiformes, Clupeidae. The record is from RefSeq and is a predicted model, not a curated record. Gene Ontology annotation, biological process: protein phosphorylation. Gene Ontology annotation, molecular function: protein serine/threonine kinase activity; ATP binding.
UCGAGAGGCCGAAUUCAGAGGUGACCAUUGGCAUAUUGGCAGUGUGCAUAGUGGGCGGGCGUUGCUAUGUAGCAGGUUUGACUGCGUCUCACAAUAGCGGGUUAUAGCUAAGUUUGUGGCAAAGAAUAGGGAGAGCUGGGCAGUGCAAGUAGAACGAAUGAAUGUGUGCAUGAACGUUAGAAAGGGAAUUUCAACUGGGAUUUUUUUCCACGGGGACAAGACAAGAGCAGGCCCACUCUCUCUGCACUGACGACUGCCCCCUCCCCCUCCACACAGAAACACAGCAGUAGCAUCCGCCGGUGCUGAAGAUGUCGGAUAAUGGGGAAGUGGAGGACAAGCCACCCGCGCCGCCCAUGAGGAACACCAGCACCAUGAUCGGAGCCGGGGGCAAAGACACUGGCCCCCUCAACCACGGCUCCAAGCCCCUGCCCCCCAACCCCGAGGACAAGAAGAAGAAGGAGCGCUCCAUCCGCUCCAUCCUCACCGGAGGAGGGGACAAGACCAAUAAGAAGAAGGAGCGCCCCGAGAUCUCCCUCCCGUCUGACUUUGAGCACACCAUCCAUGUUGGAUUCGACUCCGUCACUGGAGAGUUCACGGGCAUGCCAGAGCAGUGGGCUCGGCUGCUGCAGACUUCCAACAUCACCAAACUGGAACAGAAGAAGAAUCCGCAAGCCGUUCUAGACGUUCUCAAGUUCUACGACUCCAAAGAGACCGCCAACAGCCAGAAGUACAUGAGCUUCACAGAUAAGAGCUCAGACACUUACAACUCCUCGGCAGCCGUGAACUCCAAAACCGUGUCAGAAACCCCCGCAGUGGCCACCGUCUCAGAAGAUGAUGACGAAGAUGAGGCCACGCCGCCACCUGUGAUCGCUCCCAGACCGGAACACACAAAAUCAAUAUACACACGCUCUGUGAUUGAACCCCUCCCUCCGCCCCCCACCAAAGAUGCCGCCACCUCGCCCAUCUCGCCACCAUCGGCCGAGAGCAGCAGCCCCACUCCCACGCCCUCUUCCACAGCCCCGCGCAGCGCCGACAAAACCCGCAAGAAGACAAAGAUGACAGACGAGGAGAUCCUGGAGAAGCUGCGGAGUAUCGUCAGUGUGGGCGACCCUAAGAAGAAGUACACGCGCUUUGAGAAGAUCGGUCAGGGGGCGUCUGGAACAGUUUACACAGCGAUAGACAUUGCCACUGGACAGGAGGUGGCCAUCAAACAGAUGAACCUCCAACAGCAGCCCAAGAAGGAGCUGAUCAUCAAUGAGAUCCUGGUCAUGAGGGAAAACAAGAACCCCAACAUUGUCAAUUACCUGGACAGUUACCUGGUGGGUGAUGAAUUGUGGGUGGUGAUGGAGUAUCUGGCCGGAGGCUCGCUGACCGACGUGGUAACGGAGACGUGCAUGGACGAGGCACAGAUCGCCGCCGUGUGCCGUGAGUGUCUUCAGGCCCUGGAGUUCCUGCACCUUAGCCAAGUGAUCCACAGGGACAUCAAGAGUGACAACAUCCUCCUGGGAAUGGACGGCUCAGUCAAGCUCACUGAUUUUGGCUUCUGCGCCCAGAUCACCCCUGAGCAGAGCAAGCGCAGCACUAUGGUGGGCACGCCCUACUGGAUGGCCCCGGAGGUGGUGACGCGGAAGGCCUACGGGCCCAAGGUGGACAUCUGGUCCCUGGGCAUCAUGGCCAUCGAGAUGAUUGAGGGGGAGCCGCCCUAUCUCAACGAGAACCCGCUCAGGGCGCUGUAUCUCAUAGCAACCAAUGGCACCCCAGAACUGCAGAACCCAGAGAAGCUGUCGGCGGUGUUCAGAGACUUCCUGAACCGCUGUCUGGAGAUGGACGUGGAAAAGAGAGGCUCUGCUAAGGAGCUUUUACAGCACCAGUUCCUGAAGGUGGCCAAGCCGCUAUCCAGUCUCACUCCGCUCAUCCUGGCGGCCAAAGAGGCGGCCAAGAACAACCGCUAACCCCCAACUGGAGCACACCACCUCCACCCACCACCACCACCCCAUCCUCUCUGUCCCUCUCUGUCUCUUCCAGCCUCUCUCCUACUCUCUUUCUCUUCCUACCUCUUUGUACCCCUUCCUCUUUCUGUCCAUCAGGGGGAGGUGGGCCCCUCGUGUGGAGGUUGUGAGAAAAUACCCCUCCUGUGAUUGCCACCCUCAGGGUGUGUGAGGUGGCCAGGCCACGAAAGGCCAGCAUAGAGGCGCAGAGAGAUGACAUCACGGAGACAUGAAGGACCUCACUGGGGACGUGAAUGGUACUCCAGGCCCAAAGGACUUUUAGGGAAGGAUUGGCCUGUAACUUGCUUUCACAAACGAAGCGUAUAUCCUCCUGCUUCUUCCCACAUCACUGACUUUCUUUGGGUUCUGGGAUUUCAUUUGAGCGUCUCUCUUUCUCGCUCUCUCUAUCUCUCUCUCUAUCACUCUCUCUCUCUCUCUCUCUCUCUCUCUCUCUCUCUUUCUCUCUCUCUUUCUCUGUCUCUUUCUUCCCUUUAAGUUUUUUUUUUUUUUUUGCCUGAAUGUUUGUAUGUAAGACCAGAAGUCGAUUUGUCAGUUUUAAUGUACUGUAUGGAAAGUGCUUUUUUGUCAUUUUACUUUUUUUUUAAAAUGAAAAUACGAUUUUCUUCUGGGUUUGAUUGUAGAGUAGCGGAGCUGGGGGAUAUGAAUCUGGUACAGAUUUGUGACUAUUACUUCAUAAAAAUAUAAAACACUUUCUUGGGAAUGAUUCUGGUACUGAAAUGAAAGUGGUACGCAUGUCUUUAAAACAAAAAUAAACUAUUGAUUUGGAUAAUAAUACAAAAUGAGAAUAAUAAUCUAAGUUAAGGUACAUGAAGGAUGCCUGUUUAUGAUAUCAAGUCAUUGUGUCAGGUACUGCAAGAGGUUCAAUGUUUCACCUGACAGACCUGAACCGUCCUCACCACCUCUGAAAAUGUGUAUAUUUCUCUGUUGACAAUGGCUCAAAGCCGAAAGAAAAACAAUUAAAGUUCAUUACAGUCUUUGUAUAGCAUUGAGUGUGAAUGUGUGUGUGAGUGUGUGUAUGUGUGAGUGUGUGUCAGCAUGCAUUUGUGUGUGGGUGUGUGUGGUCACAGAAAUUUAAUAGAAAAUGUUGAUGUUUCCAAACCCAAAUGCUUUAAGCGAGUUUCUUUUUUAUGUAGCGUUAAUGUACCUUUUGGCCUUAAAACUGUUUCACAGAAUGCAAGACUGUUUAUUACAUGAGUUCACGCUAAACAUCAUCAUCCUCAUUUGGAUGUAUGAACCUAGGAGAUGAAGAGUGGCUUGGCAGGCUUGUGAAAUAAACAGUCUUGUUUAUCCUGUGUACUUGAGCCAUACACUCUCUUGUUUCUAAAGUCAUUUUGAUUCCAGUGAAGAUUCUCAACUGACGUGGGACAAAAUAAACUCUCCGAAAGUUU